Molecule: messenger RNA, 227 nt
Organism: Dentiscutata heterogama
Lineage: Eukaryota; Fungi; Glomeromycota; Glomeromycetes; Diversisporales; Gigasporaceae
Source: the annotation of a GenBank genome assembly
AUGGAAGAAGAUCGCACUACAACGCAUGAGAAGGAUAAUAAUGAAUUGCCUUCAUAUUUCGAUGUAAUUAAGCAUAAACAAGGAUUAAAUUACAUAACUAUACAUGAAGAAGAAGAAGGUUGUGAAAUUUUACCAUCUUAUUCUUGUAGUGUAUUUAAAGCUGGUUAUGUUAUUAAAAAGGAUGAAAUGAUAUCACAUGGUGUUAAGGCAAAGCGCAGAACGUGGAG